Molecule: messenger RNA, 2573 nt
Organism: Ruditapes philippinarum (Manila clam)
Lineage: Eukaryota; Metazoa; Mollusca; Bivalvia; Venerida; Veneridae
Exons: 6
Coding region: 1039-2508 (489 amino acids)
Source: RefSeq, a predicted model, not a curated record
GACGCUUGAUUACGUUAGUAAACAGUACAACAAAAAUAAAUUGUACCAUAAUUAUUGUGUCUCUAUAACAAGAUUGGUAGAUUUGACUAUUCGUUGAAAUUGUCAAUAUAAACGUUGAUAUAUCGCGGAGGUAAAUGCCUAAUAUUGAACUAUAAAAUGACUUUAAAGUUAAGUUAUAUAUAUACACAUUGGAUUUCACUCGAUUUCUGUUAUUGAAAGAUUUAUUUAUGUUUACUAACUUGACUAAAUGUGAACAAUGGUAUAAUUAUGUAAGGUUCUUUAUUUUUUAUGUCUUGUAUAUAAAUGAAUAAAACUAAAGGAAAACUUCGCGGCAAUAAUAUUUAACCUCGUUCAGGAAACUUCAGACGCCGUUUAUAGAAAAUGAGAGACCCGCUCAAAAUCUGUACAGAAAACGUGAAAAGCAGUUAAAAAUGCAAAAUGUGCAACAACGAUCAAACUUUGGACAGAAAAUGUGAGACCUUAUUCAGGAAAUAUUUGUAAUAGUGAGUUAUUUUCUAAACCUUGUGCAGAAAACGUAAGACCUUAUUCAGUAAAUACUUGGAAUACGUGAGCAUUUUUCCAAACCUUGUGCAGAAAACGUGAGAACUUAUUCAGGAAAAAGUUGGAAUACGUGAGCAAUUUUCCAAACCUUGUGCAGAAAACGUGAGACAUUAUUCAUGCAGGAAAUAUUUGGAAUACGUGAGUAAUUUGCCAAACCUCGUGCAGAAAACGUGAGAUUCCUUUUUAAGAUCGCAUACAAAAUAUAGAAUAUCAGAAAAACGUGAGCCAGUUUCUUAAAUUUUUGCAGAAAACGUGCAAUAUCUUAAAACCUCUCUCAGAAAAAUGAACGAAUCAUUCAAUUGUCACUGGCACAGAAUGGGUAACUUUCCAAACGAUGCGCAGAAAACGUGAGAUGUUUUUGAGCGUGAGAUAAUUGCAAGAGGUUCCUUGUGAAGUUAAUUGAUGUAGUGUUUUCUUUUAUAACAAACGAAUACAUCUAAAAUUGUUUUGACUGAGAGAAAAAAAUAAUGCCAAAAAAUGUCUGAAGUCGAAGUGGUGCACAACAAAAGGACUAUUCAUCGUGGGGACGGGAAGAAAGCGGGUGACUCUGAAAACAACAAACAAAGUGUGUUGAAGAAAUUCUCAACAAAGAAACUAUACCGUAUGUGCAUGGUGGCAAGUUGGAUAAUCGUCGUGUUUGCACUUCUACAUAACCUCUCUCUGGCAACCAUGUACACUAUUACCUCAAAACUUAAUAUAAGGAGCUUUAGAAACACGGCAGAACGCGAUCAUUUUUACCACGUGACCUCGAAUUCCGGAGUCCAAAAUAAGGACACGUUUGUUUCCUUGAUUGAAAAUAACAUUCACAUAUACAGUGCAAUAGCUUACAAUUCUACAGUAGGUGCGGGCGUAGAAACAAUAUAUUUAAGUGGCUGGGAAAACAGAAUGUGGUCAAAAUUUUAUAAUCCGGAAAUUACGUGCUGUUUGAUCUAUGCACCUAAUGAAAAUGACAUCAUGAAGACCAAUCUUUCCGAAAAGCAUAACUGGUACUAUGUCGGGAAGUCUAAACUUGAAGUGAAACAGUACAUAUGUCCUAACUUUUUGCGCGGACUGAAUCGGGUACCAAAAGCUGUAUCGCUAGGAAUGGAUAAAAACUGUCCGAAAAAUAAGUCCAAGUAUUUAAUAGUAGACUAUCCGAAGAAAGAAGAGCCGGAUACGGUCGCAGUUUGUGCCAAAUUAGUUUACGAAAAUAUUUCAGCUUCGGCUAUAAUUGAAUGGUUUGAGUACCAGAAAAUGAUUGGCGUUAGUAAAGUCAUGCUGUAUACACACAAUCUAAAUGCGAACGCCAUGAGUGUUGUAAAAUAUUACAAAUCAUCAGGAUUUUGUGAAGCAUUUCCAUUCAAGAAUCCGCAAAUUGGUGAUCAAGAACGUGGUGUAGGCAUAAAAAAUUUCCAAGGUUGGAAUGACGAACAAGUUCCUGUGUAUGACUGUCAGGCGAAAUUAUCUGGUCACACAUACAUUGCUUUAUAUGACGUAGACGAAUUCUUACAUCAAAAUGAAACCAGUAGCUUGCCUAAAUUCCUGAAAAAAUUGAGCGGCUUAUACCCAACUGCGGCAGGAUUUACAUUCAAAACAGAAAUAUAUGCAACAACUUGGGGGCGAGAUAAUGGUAGUUCUUCCAUUCGGGAUCUUAUGAUCGGGUCGUAUACGAUGAGAACCGAAGCUUACCGAGAUCGGGUGAAAUCCAUAGUGAUAGCAAACAGGAUUGAGCCCGGCCGUUUGUUUACGCAUGGCUACUGGGCCAAAAGACCUUACAAAAAACCUGUCAUUAGUGAAAAUUUGGCUACAUUAAAACACUACAGGACCUGCAGAAAAGAAUGGUUGAGAAAAGGCGGAGAAAAAUGUUUCAAAACAAUUGAGAAAACUCGAGACACGUCCAUGUUGCCGGUAGCAGCAAAAUUAAAAGAUAGAGUUAAUGAAGUAAAGAAUAAUCUAGGAAUAACGUAACUCUGCAUUUAUAUGUUUUGUUUAUUGUUUUCUAAUAAAUAUCAAAAAAUGCUAUAGCUCCUUUG